AUGAAGAAUUAUAAUUCAAAUAGUAAUAGGAAUAAAUACAAAGGAGAAAAUAAUAAUUAUAAUAAUCAUUAUAACAGUUUUAAUUAUUAUAAUAAUUAUAAUAAUAAUAAUAAUAAUUUAUCAUCUUACUAUAAAAAGAAAAAUAAAUAUGGAAAAAACGCUUACGAAAAUGAUUAUAUGAAAACAAAGGAUAAACCAAAAAAUAUAGAAGAAAAUGUUUAUAAAAAAUAUGGUAAUUAUAAAAAAGAAGAUAAUCAUUUAAAAACAUUAAAUGAUAAAGACAAUAAUAUUCUUGAAGAUGUAGAUAAAAUUAAUAAUAUAACAUUCGGUUAUACGGCUAAUUCAGAAAGUGAUUUUAAUUAUUUGAUGAAUAAUAAUUUAAUUGAAAAUGAAAAAAAAUUAUUCAAAAUGAGCACUUUAGAAAAAAACAACCUGAAUUGUUCAGAAUUCUUGAAAUCACAAGAAAAUAAAUUAAUUGAUGAAAAUAUAAAUUUAAUGAAAAAUAAAGGAGAAAAGGAAAAAUUAAAUAUUAAUGAUAAAAAUAUAUCCUAUAUGAAAAAUGUAAAAAAUAUUAAAGAUGUGCCUAAUUUAAAAAAUGAAAGGUAUAUUAAAUAUGACGAGCAAAAUGAGGAUUUAUUUGUAAAUAAUAAUAAUAAUAACAAUAAUAAUAACAAUAAUAAUAAAAAUAAUAACAAUAAUAACAAUAAUAUCAAUAAUCGUACCAUCGAUAAAAAUGAUACGAAUAAUAAAGAAAGCGAUGAUUUGUUUUGUUUUAAUAAGAGGAUGUCUAACUUAACUAAUUUAAUAAAUAAAGAUCUUUUUUUCUCAAAUGAAAACGAAGAUAUGAAUGUUAAAUUACAAGUUAAUUCAAACGAUCAAUUAUAUGAUGAAGAAGAUAAUGAGAAUUAUCAAGAAUCUUCUUUAAAUGGUGAACCAUUUAAUUUUACGAUUACUGAAAAUAUAAAUAAUAUAAGUAAUAGAAGUAAAAAAAAUUAUGUAAAUAUAGUUAAAGAAACUUUUGAAGAAAAAGAAGAAAUUCUAUACAAUAAUAAUAAUAUGAUGUUAUAUGAACAAAUAAGAGAAAAACAACAAAAUCAUGAAUAUAAAAAAUUAGAUGCAUCAGAUGUUAGUAAAUCUUAUUUAUUAAAUAAUUUUCAACAAACACAUAAUUAUCCAUUUGAUGCAAAGGAUAAAAAAUAUGAAAACUAUGGAAAUCUGGAGAAUUUUCCAAAUGAUGAAUAUAUGAAUAUUUUAAAUGUGCAACAUUUAAAUUCAAAUAAUAAUAAAUGGGAACGAGAAAAAGAGAUUUUAUAUGAAGAAAGUGAAUCCUCGCAUGAAAAAUUUAUAAAUAAUGACAAUAUACAAAUGAACGAUUAUCACUUCAACAACAAUAAUAGUGACAAUAAUAAUAAUAUAUCUAUAAAUGAUUUGAGUGAAUAUAUUAAUGCCAUGAGUGGUAAUAAUGUUAACAAAUUAAAUUAUCUAAAUAAUAUUUCAAACUGUUAUAAUAACAUAAAUGAUAUAUAUGAUAUGUCGAAUAUAAUGAAUAAUAUGGAUAACAUGAAGGAUAUGAACAAUAGGGAUAAUAUGAAAAAUAUGAAUAAUAUAAACAAUAUGAAUAAUAUAAACAAUAUAAACAAUAUGAAUAAUAUGAAUAAUAUGGGAAAUUUUAAAGAUAUUGAUAAUAUAAAAAAUAUCAAUAUAUGCAAUCUUAGCAGCUUAAGUAAUAUAAAAAAUUUGAGAGAAAUGUUAAACUCUUGUUAUAUGAACGACAUGAAUGAAGACGAUGAUUAUGUAGACAAAAGUAACAAAAUAGCUAGUCUUGCUAAUGAAUGUAAAUUAAACAAAAACGAAAUGGAUAAUGAUUUUAUUUUAAAUAUGGAUGAAAGAAAUGGAUUUAAUAAUAUAUCAGAAAAUUAUAACAUAAAUGAUGAAAAAUAUAAUGAUCUAAUAAGUUUAUUAAAUAAAUAUAAAGGAGAAGAAUAUAAAGAUAUGGAUGAUUUAUUUAAUGAUGAUACUAUUAUGAAUAAAGAAAAAACAAAAAUAAAUGAAUUAAUAUAUAACAAUAAUAAUAAUAAUAAUGAUACCUUUGUUAGUAAGAAUGAUUCUUUUGUUAAUAUGAGAAAUAAUAAUACGGUAUCUCAAAUGAACCAUCAUAAUAAGAAUGAAUUAAAAUUUGAUGAUUAUAUAUUAAGGGGUAAAUUAGACGAAGGAGAUUUUUAUUUAAAUAAUAAUCUUAAAAGCAUUGGAAAAGAAAAGAAAAAUAUGGAAAAGGAGAAGAGACAAGAAGAUGAAGAUGAUGAAGAAGAUGAAGAAGAAGAAGAUGUUUUUGUGAUAAAUGAAAAUGGAGAUUUGAAUUUAAACAAAUCAGCAGAUUUGAAUGUAUUAAAUAUGUUAAAUGAAUAUUAUUUAAAUGAUAAAUCACGAGAAUUUAUGUUAAUUGAAAAUAAUAAAGAUAUUAUAUCAGAGUUAAGAAGCAAGGAGGAAAAAAAUGAAUAUCACAAUAUGGGGGAAAUGGAUGAUAAAAAUGAUGAUAUGAAUAAUAUUAAUAAUAUAAAUAAUAAUAAUAAUAUUAAUAAUAUGAAUAAUAUAUAUAAUAAUAUAAAUAAUGUUCAAUUAAAUGUACGAAAUAAUUAUUAUAAUGCUCCUCCUUCAGAAGAAAAUAAAGAGGAAAUAUAUUACAAAAAUAAAAUAAUGCAAAAUUAUAUUAAUAUAGAUGGUAAUAAGAAUAAUAUAAAUGAUAACAAUAUGAGCAAUAAUAACAAUAAUAAUAUUAAUAGUAUGAACCAUUUAAAUAAUAGACAUAAUAUUAUGAACGAUAUGAAUAAUAAGAAUAAGCUGUCAACAAAUUUUGCAAACCAUAAUCAUCUAAUAAAUAUGAAUCGUCAGAAUAGGAGUUAUGAAAAUAAUGUUGUAGGAAAUAAAAAGAAUAUGAAUUUAUCAAUGAAUAUUAUGAAUGAUAAUGUCAAUAAAAAUGUAUCUAGAGGAUAUUUAGAAAAAUAUGAUCAAAAAAAUUAUUAUUAUAAAAAUUAUGAAAGGACAAAAAAUAAAAAUAAUAACAUCAAUCAUAUGAAUAAUAAAGGUAAUUGUCAAAACUAUAUAAAGAUGGAAUAUGAUAAAUCCAAUAGUUAUAAUAAUAAUAACAACAAUUUUAAUGUACUUAUAAAUAAUAAUAAUAAUUACUUUCAUAUGAACACUAUAGAAUUUAAUAAUUCGAGAGAAUACAAAAUGUCAGAUGAAAAUUUUAUCAUGAGAUUAAAAAGAAGUAAUAUGCUAAAAUUUACCAAUUUUUUAAAAACAAAUUAUAAAGAUUCGAAUAUUAUUGAUUUGAAUGAACCUUUAUAUAAUUAUUAUCGUUUUAUAAAUAAAAUAAAUGCAAAUAUUAAACAAAAUAAUUAUCUCAUAAAAUAUAAAAAUAUUAUGAACAAAAGUGAUAAAGAUAAAUUAUUAAGAAUUCAAUUAUCCUACAUGAUCAUAAAUCCAUCCAUACAAAAAAAUAGUGGGAAAUGGAAUUUUAAAAAUGAAGAUAAGGAUAAAGAAAUAAAUACUAUAAUGAAUAGUGACCAUUCUGAUAAUAAUGAAGAGAAGCAUUUAAAUAAUAAAGAAUAUAAUAAUUAUAAUAAAAAGGUUGAUGGUAAUGAUGACAAUAAUGAUAAUGAUGAUCAUAAUAAUAAUAAUGAUGACAAUAAUGAUAAUAUUGAUGGUCGUAAUAUUAAUGAGGAUGAAGAUCAGGGGUUGAAAAAUCUUAAAAAAUAUGAAAAUAUCAUGCAACUUUUUAAAGAAGGAAAUAUAUUUGAUAAUUUAGAAAAUAAAGAAUGCUCUCCCAUAUUAGAAAAUAAUAAUAUUAAUACAUUACAAUAUGAACAAGACUUCAACAACAUAUAUUAUUGUAAUCCAUUAGAUUAUAAUAAAAAUAUGGCAAUGAAUCAAAACCAUUAUCUUGAUAUGAAUAUUAAUAAAUUAUUAAGUUUUUCCAAAUUAAAAGAUGAAAAGAAUAAUCAAAAUGACAUUAUAAAAAAAAAAGACACAAUUGUUAGUAAUGAGCUAUAUGGUAAUAACAUCCUUAACAAAGAUAUGAAUAAUUAUUCUAAUAUUUUAAAAAAUGAACAAGUAGGAGAUAAAGAAAAUUUAUUACAAAUACAAAAGUCAGAAAAAUCGAUUUUACAAUAUAAAAAUAAUAAUGAAGAGGAAGUUCAUUUAAAAAAGGAUAAUAAUGUAAAUAAAUUAGUGAUAGAAAAAAAAAAAAAUCAAGAUUUAUGUAAAUAUGAUAAUAUGAAUAAACUAGGAAAAUUUGUUUUUGCUACAGUACAUGAACCAAGAAAUUUAAUUAGCUUAGUAAAAAAUAAAGAUGUAGAUGAUCAUAAUGUAAUUAUAGAAAAGGUUAGAAAAUUAAUAGAAAGUGAAAUAUAUGAAGAUGAAAAAAAUCAUAUUGUAAAUAAUAAUGGUGGUUCGAUAAAAAAAAAAAAGGAUGAUAUUAUUAAUAUAUAUAAUGAUAUAAAUAAUGUCGAUAAAAAAAGUAAUGAUUAUUUGUUUAAAGACCUUAGGAAUGAUGGAAAAGAUGAAAAUCAUAAAAAUAUAUCUCUUACAUGUAAGAAUAAAUAUAACAAUAUUAUUAUAAAAAAAAUGUUAGAAAAUUUAUGGGACAUAUAUAUAGAUAUUAAAAAUUUAUAUAAAGAUAUAGAUAAGUGUCCAUAUACACACAUUGAAACCAUAAAUAAAUAUAAUGAAGAAAUUAAGAAAAAGAAAAAUAAUAUGUUUCAAUUUAUAUUUUUAAAUAAAAUUAGUGAUAAUACAAUAACACCUUCUAUAAAAUCAUUAGUUGAUAAUAAUCAUAUAUUUUUAAAAAAAGAAAAUAUAAGUAAUUUGGAUAUCAUAAUAAAUAAGUAUAUAUAUUUAUAUGUAACAGAAAAAUUAAAAUGUGAUAUGGAGAAGCAUUUAUCAAGUGAGUGUUAUUUUCCAAAUAUGGAUUGUUUGAUAAAAAGUUUAAAUUUUAUUAAAUGGAAAGAAAUGAAAGAUCAUAUGAAUGUAAACAAAAAUGUAAGUACACAUUCAAAUGUAAAUAUAGAUAUAAAUAGUUUAAAUAAAAAUAAUGAUGAUUUAUCUAUCGGAGUGAAUGAUACAAAUUAUAUUUUAUCAAAUGAUAAUUUAGAAAAAGACCAAGAAAAUCAAAAGAAAAAAGAAAAAAAAAAAAUAAAUACAUCAAAUGAAGAAAAUAAUGGAGAUGUUAAAAAUGAUAUAUGUAAUUUAUUUUUAUAUAAUUUCCCUUAUCAAGACAAUAUAAAAGAAUUGAAUACUUAUAAUAUAUUUGGUAAGACAAUAUUAUAUAAUAAUAAAUAUAAUUAUUUUAAUUUUGAUAAAUAUAAUAAUUAUGAUAUAUUUUUACCGGUACCUAAAGAAGAAAAAAAGAAGAAAGGAUUUUUAUUUUUUAAAGGAGGAAACAAUAAUAACAAGAUAAGUACUAAUACAAAAGAUAAUGAUGAUGAUGAUGAUUAUAGUAAUAAAAAUGAUGAUGAUAAUAAUAAUAUUAAAGUACAUAACCAUAUUGAUAUAUUAGAUAUUGAUAAAGAUAAAAUGAAUGAAGAAUUAAUACGUAUAAAAUGUUGUUAUUAUUUAUUUGUACAUAGUUUACUAAGAUAUAAAGGUGCAUCUAUAUAUAGAAAAAUAUUUAAAAUUAUAAAAAAGAAAAAAAGAAGAACUCUAAUAUAUACCUUUUUUACUAACUUCUUUUUAUUAUAUUAUAUAUUAUAUCAUGCUGAUCAAUGUUUUGAUAACAAGUUAGAAUAUGAAGAAUUUUUAAAAUUACAACUAUUACAUAUUAAUUCAAAUAUUAAUACUAUUCAUAAAUUAUUAAAAAAUGAAAAAGAACAAAAUAAAGUUAUAAAAUAUCAAACAAAUAAUUCCAAUAAUGAAAAUAAUCAAUCAUUAUUCAAUAUUAGAUAUAAAUUAUAUAGUACAAAUAUAUAUACCUCAUUAUAUAUAUAUCUAAUCGAUAUUUCAUUAUCUUAUUUGUUUACCCCAAAUAUGGGUAUAAAUUAUAUGCAGGAUAUUUUAUCCUUAUUCCUAUUUUAUAAUUAUAUAUGUUUAUACAUGACAAAAAUUUUACUCUACAAGAGUGGUGGUGCUUUAAUAACCAUAUUGUUGGUAAAGAUAAUUCCAUACGUCAAGGAAUUUGAUAGAAAUUUGAUAAUCUGUUUUCUAUAUUCUGUAUUACAUAGUAUAUUUUAUAUUAUGUGUAAUAUAUUUUUGUACAACUUGGAAAAAGAGAAGAAGAUCUUCCAAGGAUCAGAAGUGGACCUGUAUGUAAAAGUCUUAUCAAGUUUAACAAACGAGAUUGAGUUUUAUAAAAUUAUUUACAAGAGUGUAUGUAGUUAUUCUCAUCAAGAUACAUUUUAUGAAGAAGAAAUAAUGGCAAUGUUGAGGGAUCUUAGUAAGGAUGAUAUCGUAAAGGUGAUCAUGAGUCACUUACAGAAAUGA
Messenger RNA from Plasmodium gaboni, 6474 nucleotides. RefSeq names its product putative membrane protein. NCBI's taxonomy places the organism in Eukaryota, Apicomplexa, Aconoidasida, Haemosporida, Plasmodiidae. The record is from RefSeq and is a predicted model, not a curated record. Bases 1 to 6474 code for a protein of 2157 amino acids. The transcript has 4 exons.